AAAGAGGGUGUAUUGUAAUUGAUCCUAACAUUGAUUCAGACUGAGUGUUGUCAGCAAACAACAUGGGACCAUAAACCCACCAUUCUCUGUCUCUCUAUCAAACACAUUUACUAUAAUACUCUAUGCACACAAAUUCAUCACUAACGGCUAUAUUCCACUGCUUUCCCAUAAUCAAAUCACCGCCCAUUUAACGGUCCAUUUUCCUCCCAUAAUACCCCCCACUCUACCUCCUUAACUCUGUUUUCCUCUCCUCAUUACAUAUAUACACUUGUUCACAACCUUCUCGAACCUCUAAAUUUAAACAGUUGAGAUAUUUUUAGACAUGGAAAAUAGGAAUCCUAACAUUGCUAGAGUUCAGCACGUAGCUAAAUCAUCCUCGGAUCAGCUUCUGAGGAAGUUCGCAGAAGUGGAAUCCGACCCGAAAGACAAAACUUCAGCUAAGGAGCUGAGAUUGGCGAAACGGGUGAAAAGGAACCAAGCGAGUAAGAGCUCCGGCAGCAGCAUUGGUUUGGCUGAGAGGAACUCACUUCUUCCUUCCCCAGCUGCCCAUAAACCCAUGGCGUUGGUCCCCAGGCUGGGGAUGGGUCGGGCCAGGAUCCGUGCCAGAGAGCUCCGGAACAAAUCUCUCAUCACUGCCAUUCAGAAGACAUGGCGAAGAACAGUGGAAGGAGCAUCGAGGGUGUUGAUGGAGAAGCAUUACAACCGUCAUAAACGCCUAAUCAACGACUCCUAUUAAGGUUCUUGGAAAUAACGUUGCCGAUUGUUGCCAAAAGGACCGGAAGAAGUCGGCAAAGCCCAUGAAUCAAUCGGCCCAUUAUAUGGAUUCUUGCCCACUAUUCCUAGUCUUGUGGUCCAUUCCCGAUCCAACGGCCCAACUGGGCUGCAUACAUCGCUUUCGCAGCUCCAACAAAUUUAUUUGUUUCAGCUAAUGUGGAAAUUAAAUUAGUAAGUAUUACAACGUAUAAUCUUGUUUAAUUUAUUGGUGUAUUUCUACUAACCGUAUCAUAUACUAACGUCCGUAUUAUCGUAUACAUUUCAUUGACCCGGGAAAAAAAUUAAAAAAAAAAAAGUAUAUUUCACGUUGAAUGAGAGUUGCUUUUUGCACUUUUUUUAGUUUAAGUUUGGAUAAAUAAAGUGAAAUUUGGGUCACGAGUUGUGUAUGUGAUGUUGAAAACAACAUUGCCUCAUCAUCAUUUUCGCACUCUUUAUAAAAGUGCAAAAGCAGUUGUAUUGGAUUUUGCUUCAAAAAAGCGCAAAAGCGUGUUGUCAACGGAUCAACAUUGCGAUUACUAGUCAAAGUUUUAAUUUGCAUUUUCUUAUUAGAUUUCAUAAAAAUUACUACAUGUAUGUAUGUAUAUGAUGAAACUGCAGUUUGUGUGGUUUGAUGGAUGUCAUAAGUAGGUAAAUUUACAAAAAUUAGACCCACAGUCUAUGACUAUUUCAUAUUUUACUUCACACUUUA
This is a messenger RNA of Sesamum indicum (sesame), 1462 nucleotides long. RefSeq lists its product as uncharacterized. The record is from RefSeq and is a predicted model, not a curated record. Lineage: Eukaryota; Viridiplantae; Streptophyta; Magnoliopsida; Lamiales; Pedaliaceae.